This is a messenger RNA of Neltuma alba, 1882 nucleotides long. RefSeq names its product squamosa promoter-binding-like protein 8. The transcript is spliced from 3 exons. Gene Ontology annotation, molecular function: DNA binding. The record is from RefSeq and is a predicted model, not a curated record. Lineage: Eukaryota; Viridiplantae; Streptophyta; Magnoliopsida; Fabales; Fabaceae. Gene Ontology annotation, cellular component: nucleus. Bases 263 to 1315 code for a protein of 350 amino acids.
AAGGGGACAAAAGGGUUCAGCUUUUAGAGGGCCAAAGUGAGAUCUUCUAAACACACACACACACACCAAAAGAAACAUAACACUUCAUGGCUUUCCCAUAUUUCUGAUCCUCUCUCUCUUGUUCCUUCUCCUCCUCGUCUUCCUGCAAUUUCAUAGCUCUGGUUGUUCAAAACCCACCAUUCUUUUGCUAUAAGACUCCCACUUUGAUUUCACAGCUCCCAACGACGUCGUGUUGUAGGUCGGAGAAGACAUACCCACAGAGAUGUUGGAUUAUGAAUGGGGAAAUCCGUCCACUAUAAUGCUCGCCGGAAACGACGAAGCCGCAGCUGCCGCAGCUGACGCGCAUUCAGAGCAAACGCACCGGCAAAUCUUCGACCACUAUAAUUCUCACCCUUUCUUGCCCGACCACCUUAUUUCUCAAGCUCCACAGGGACCCACACCGACCACCACCUCUGAUUUCUCCCUUGUACACCACCAUCAACAAUUCCAUCCAUCCCAACCCCAUCACCAUAUCCACCACCAGCAUUCUCUCUUCGACACACGCGCCUUCCCUGUCGCGUCGUCGUCGCAUUUUCCUCCGCCAGAGCCACUGCCGCUGCCGCCGGCUCAGCCACCUCAUUCCAUGUUCUCCCUUGACCCGCUCCCUCCGGUCAACGCCGGCAACUGCGGGCCUGGUGGUGGGCUGCUGGUGGUGCCCAAGUCCGAAGAUGUGGGUAGGUCCAUGGACUUCUCGGCGUCUCGAAUUGGACUCAACCUCGGCGGCCGAACGUACUUCUCCAGCACCGAGGACGACUUUGUUAGCCGGCUCUAUCGCCGGCCCAGACCGUUGGAACCCGGCUCGACGAUGUCGUUGAACAACAACUCGCCGAGAUGUCAAGCCGAGGGAUGCAAUGCCGAUCUCUCCCACGCCAAGCACUAUCACCGCCGACAUAAGGUGUGCGAGUUUCACUCCAAAGCUGCCACCGUCAUCGCCGCCGGGUUGACCCAGCGAUUCUGCCAGCAAUGUAGCAGGUUCCAUCUCCUUUCGGAGUUCGAUAACGGAAAACGAAGUUGCAGGAAAAGAUUGGCAGAUCAUAAUCGUCGCAGAAGAAAAACUCAACCACCACCACCUCAAGAUCAAACCCAGAAAUCUCACCUCGAAAAGCAUCGCAAUUCUUCUUCUACUUUGAACAUUGUAGCAAAAGAGUCCCCGCCGGAUUCUGGAAUUCAGUCAUCUUCAUCGGUGACGGUGGCGGUGUCACCGCCGGAUUAUUUCCAGCAAAAACCGUAUCAAAACACAACAUCAUCAAGGACACUGUUUUUCUCAAGUGGUUAGUGAAUUGCAUGAAAUUAAAGAGAACAGGCCAUGAAUCUGCAUGCAUGGGCUAGCUACCAGAUGGCUAGGAAUCAAAAUAUUAUUUUAAACCUUUACUUGUGAUGACUUGCUUCCUAAAUUUGAUUCUGAAGUUAUUAACUGGUGUUAUAUUAAGAUUGACUUAAAUCUUCCAUAUAUAUAUAUAUAUAUGAUUUCUUGUGCAUUAAUUUCUCUGGGGCUGCAAAUAACUUGUUGGGUGUUAGCUGAAGCUAGCUCUAGCUAGCAUGUAUCUUUUUCUGGGAUUUCACUUUGUGUAAUUAAAUUUGGAUAUUAAUGAUAAGGUAACUGUGGAUAGAUGGGAAAAAUAGGUUGCUUUGUUUGGAUUUUCCCGGAAAUAGUGACUGUGAGGAUUUCAGGGAGACAGUAACAUCAGCGACCUAAGCAUCUGAGGUUAUAUUUUCAAGUUGUGGGCUGUCUGGUCCCUGUUGAAUUUUCCCUCGAAAAAUGUAGUAGGAUUCAAAUAAGUAAAAUAUGUUUUGCAACAUCAGACAGAAAUUAUUCCAAUUAAUCAUAAUGAAGCUCUCUCUC